Molecule: messenger RNA, 1786 nt
Organism: Anopheles maculipalpis
Lineage: Eukaryota; Metazoa; Arthropoda; Insecta; Diptera; Culicidae
Product: extracellular serine/threonine protein kinase FAM20C
Exons: 1
Coding region: 1-1638 (545 amino acids)
Biological process (GO): protein phosphorylation
Cellular component (GO): Golgi apparatus
Molecular function (GO): protein serine/threonine kinase activity
Source: RefSeq, a predicted model, not a curated record
AUGUACUGGAUCCGGUCGAAAAAGCUGCGCGAGCGGCUAGCGCUCGGAUUCGGUGCCCUGCUCGUCCUCUUCACGCUACUGCUCGUGGUCGACCUGCAGAUGGAUCUGGGUGUGUCCAGGGGUGAGUUUAUCCCGUCACACGCCCGUAUCCGGUACGCGAAUCAGCAGGAUCGCAGCGGCAUCUACAACGAGUUUCACCGGAAGUAUCUGGCGAAAAGCAAUGCAUCCGGCUCGAAGGAAUAUCUAACGACAAAUGCGCAAGCCCAACACCGCGGACACACCGACACAUCCGGUCCGGGAUAUCCCGGCAAGUCGGCAUCAACUACCACCGUUCCACCACCGCACGAUCGCUUUAAGGAUCUAACGGCGUUAGUGGUGGCACCGCGUGCAAGCAAACAUCGUGCCCCACAACCCUUCGAACGGAUUAUUGUACGCGAAGAAUCGUACACGGACGAUCCAAUCGAUGAGGAUGAAGCAAAUCCAACGCUCGGCGAACUGUUGGACCUGCGGCCCAGUCCAAAUGCAUCCAACCUAGAGCGGUUUCAGUUGCGUAUCUCCAAGCGCGAACUGUACAGCCGGGAGGACACGCUCGUGAAUGCGGUAAUCGACGACAUGAUCCGGCUACCCAUCCUGCACGUGGUACAGAAGGAAGGUGGCACACAGCUGAAGCUGAUCAUCGACUAUCCGAACGAUGUGCACGCACUCUUCAAACCGAUGCGAUUCCCGCGUGAACAGCAAACCCUCCCGAAUCAUUUCUACUUCACCGAUUACGAGCGACACACGGCCGAAAUUGCGGCCUUCCACCUCGACCGGUUGCUCGGCUUCCGGAGAGCAAUGCCGGUGACGGGGCGCAUCCUUAACAUCACCACCGAAAUCUAUCAGGUGGGUGAUGAGGUUCUACUGAAGACGUUCUUCGUAUCGCCGUCCAGCAAUCUGUGCUUCCACGGCAAGUGUUCGUACUACUGCGAUACGUCACACGCAAUCUGUGGCAAUCCGGACACGCUGGAAGGUUCGUUUGCCGCCUUUCUGCCGACGCAGGACGACACGCAGCGCAAGGUGUGGCGUCAUCCGUGGCGCCGCUCGUACCACAAGCGCCGAAAGGCACAGUGGGAAACGGACUCCGACUACUGCACGAUGGUGCGUGACAUUCCACCGUACGACGAGGGUCGCCGGCUGCUCGACCUGAUGGACAUGUCCGUGUUUGACUUCCUCACCGGCAACAUGGACCGGCACCAUUACGAAACGUUCAAAAUCUUCGGUAACGACACGUUCCCGAUACACCUUGACCAUGGCCGUGGGUUCGGUAAACCGUUCCACGACGAGUUGUCCAUAUUGGCGCCGGUACUGCAGUGUUGCUUGAUCCGAGCGUCCACAUUAGAAACGCUGUUGCGGUACCACAACGGUCCGAAACCACUGUCGGAAGCGAUGCGUGAAUCGAUGGCGAUCGAUCCAAUUGCGCCCGUACUGUGGGAACCACAUCUGACGGCGCUGGAUCGGCGCGUGGCCAUUGUGCUGCAGGCUGUGCGAGACUGCAUAAGGAAAUCGACGGAAGAUGAGGUGGCCGGUGGUAUUCCCGAGGUUCCGAACGUGCUCGGCGAGACGGAUACGGUGCCAAGGAAUGGGUUCUACCGUUCCUAGCGACUGGCGUACCGGCGAAGGACGGAUCUGCAGGAGCGGCAUGCCCGGCUGCACGCCAUUAAUCGAUACUCGAUGGUGGGGGAUCCCGCGAACCGUCCGCUUCAGUAUCACCAGCAACAUCAGCAACAACACCACCACCACCACCACC